Messenger RNA from Rhea pennata, 1737 nucleotides. RefSeq names its product TLE family member 5, transcriptional modulator (gene TLE5). The coding region runs from base 99 to 689 and encodes 196 amino acids. The record is from RefSeq and is a predicted model, not a curated record. Lineage: Eukaryota; Metazoa; Chordata; Aves; Rheiformes; Rheidae. Gene Ontology annotation, biological process: regulation of DNA-templated transcription; negative regulation of canonical Wnt signaling pathway. Gene Ontology annotation, cellular component: nucleus; transcription regulator complex. Gene Ontology annotation, molecular function: protein binding; transcription corepressor activity. The transcript is spliced from 7 exons.
CGAGCGGGGCGGGCGGCGGCGGCGCAGGGAGCCGCGGCGGGAGCGGGCGGGCGGGCGGCACCGGGCCGCUCCGUGCGGGAGCCGAGCCGCAGCCUGACAUGAUGUUUCCACAAAGCCGGCACUCGGGCUCCUCUCACCUGCCACAACAGCUGAAGUUCACAACUUCUGACUCCUGUGACCGGAUCAAAGAUGAGUUCCAGCUCCUGCAGGCCCAGUAUCACAGCUUGAAGUUGGAAUGUGACAAACUAGCCAGUGAAAAAUCAGAGAUGCAACGUCACUACGUCAUGUAUUACGAGAUGUCCUAUGGGCUGAAUAUCGAAAUGCACAAACAGGCUGAAAUUGUCAAGAGGUUAAAUGGGAUUUGUGCUCAGGUUCUGCCCUACCUUUCGCAAGAGCAUCAGCAGCAAGUCCUGGGAGCUAUUGAACGAGCCAAGCAGGUGACAGCGCCAGAGCUGAACUCUAUCAUCCGUCAGCUUCAAGCUCACCAGCUCUCGCAGCUUCAGGCCCUUGCUCUGCCUCUGACUCCGCUCCCCGUGGGCCUUCAGCCCCCAUCCCUCCCUGCUGUCAGCGCCGGCACGGGGCUUCUGUCGCUCUCAGCCCUGGGCUCCCAAGCUCACCUCUCCAAGGAGGACAAGAACGGCCAUGACGGGGAUGCCCACCAAGAUGAUGAUGGGGAGAAAUCAGAUUAGAGGAAUAGAGGGGAUGGGGGGAGGGGGCUGUUGGGGGGUGGGAGGGGAUGGGUUCAAUGCAAGAUGCAGUAUCUCUCUCUAGUUGCUGUGCAGCAGAAUUGUGGGGGCUUGUGUUUGGGGGCAGCUUGCCAGGUCUUUUCCCAUGGGCAGUGGUGCCUGGGGGAUGCCCCCACUGUUAACCCUGCAGAUAGGCCAUUCUGCAGCAAUAAAAGCGCCAUAGCAGUAACUGUGUGGCCGAUCAUGUUCUCCUGUGCCCAGCCUGGCUUCCCCAUCCCUGCUCCGUUGCAGAGCUGAGCCAGAGCCUGGCUUGUGCUGCUCUGGGGCUGUUUGGCAGUCUUGGCUCCUUGGGUACUAUGAGGUUUCCUUCCACCUGCCUCCCCAGUUGGUAUUUAAAAAGGACCCUUGAUCCUAACAAUUUCUGCACAACUCCCUGCUGGGAUCUCCACCCCAAAGCCACCACUUGCCUCCUGAAUGCUCUUGAUCUCUUUGCAUCUCCCGAGUUCUGGCCCUGUCCUCUUCCAUGUCCCUCCUGCACUAAUACCAGGCCGGCACCUUGCUGUUCUGCAUGUAUCUGUUUUUAACCAGUCCUGCUGCAGCAGAAUAGUACCAUGCUUUCUGGCUGCCAGGUUUCUUUCUCACGCUGCUCCUUGAGCUAGGGCUGGAGGGGGAGUCCCUGCCACUCACUUGCCUGUGGCGUAGCACCUGCCUUGCUGGGGGUACAGGAGGAGAGGACUGGGGCAAAGAAGGAGGCAGAGUGCAUGAGAGCCUUUUUUGGACCUCCCCCCGUCCUGUACCUCCCCCCCAUGUAGAGGAUACAGCAGCUUUCUCUGUUCUUAUUUCCGUGCGCUAGCGUGUCUUCUAAAAAAAAAAAAAGGAACAAAAAAGAAUAAAAUCUUUAAAAAUCUGGUGUUUGUAUAUAGUCCUUUAGAGAGAUCUUGUUUUGCUUUUUGUGUUUAAUCACUUGACCUAUAAUAAGAGGAACUGAAAAUGCUGUAUCGAGGACGUACAAGCUGUGCCUUUCAAAUAAAGAAAUAAGAAGGUUGGUUAA